This is a messenger RNA of Pan troglodytes (chimpanzee), 1284 nucleotides long. RefSeq names its product exonuclease GOR-like. Lineage: Eukaryota; Metazoa; Chordata; Mammalia; Primates; Hominidae. Gene Ontology annotation, molecular function: nucleic acid binding; exonuclease activity. The record is from RefSeq and is a predicted model, not a curated record. Gene Ontology annotation, cellular component: nucleus. Bases 1 to 1284 code for a protein of 427 amino acids. The transcript has a single exon.
AUGCCGGGCCUCAGCAGGGCCGCCCUGUACAGCCGCCUCCAGGAGUUCCUGCUCAGCCAGGACCAGCUCAAGGAGAACGGCUACCCCUUCCCGCACCCCGAGCGGCCCGGAGGCGCCGUCCUCUUCACUGGCCAGGGGAAGGGGCCCGGCGACUCCUCCUGCAGGGUCUGCUGCCGUUGUGGCACCGAGUACCUGGUGUCCUCCUCGGGCCGCUGUGUACGCGACCAGUUGUGUUAUUAUCACUGGGGGCGGGUCCGCUGGAGCCAGGUGGCUGGAGGCCGGGUUAGCCAGUACACCUGCUGUGCAGCUGCUCCUGGCUCUGUGGGCUGCCAGGUGGCAAAGCAGCACGUGCGGGACGGCCGCAAGGACAGCCUCGAUGGCUUCGUGGAGACCUUCAAGAAAGAGUUGUCCAGAGACGCUUAUCCAGGAAUCUACGCCUUGGACUGUGAGAUGUGCUACACCACGCAUGGCCUAGAGCUGACCCGCGUCACCGUGGUGGACGCCGACAUGCGAGUGGUGUACGACACCUUCGUCAAGCCCGACAACGAGAUCGUGGACUACAACACCAGGUUUUCCGGAGUCACCGAGGCCGACGUCGCCAAGACGAGCAUCACCUUGCCCCAAGUGCAAGCCAUCCUGCUGAGCUUUUUCAGCGCCCAAACCAUCCUCAUCGGGCACAGCCUGGAGAGCGAUCUGCUGGCCCUGAAGCUCAUCCACAGCACCGUGCUGGACACGGCCGUGCUCUUCCCGCACUACCUGGGUUUCCCCUACAAGCGUUCCCUCAGGAAUCUCGCGGCCGACUACCUGGGACAGAUCAUCCAGGACAGCCAGGACGGCCACAACUCCAGCGAGGACGCAAACGCCUGCCUGCAGCUGGUGAUGUGGAAGGUCCGACAGCACGCCCAGAUCCAGCCACGCCACCGGUCCGCCUCUCCCGCCGCCCUGGCCUGUCCUUGGCCCCAGGCCCCUUCCACAACCGCCAUCAGUCCCGAGAGCUCACCCUGUCCACCUCGCCGCAAGGCCAAAGAAACCGGAGCAGUCGACGGCAGGAGAGGGCAAAAAGGCAAGAGUAACCCCAACCGGCCACUCCCAGUCCCCCGGAAUCCCUGCCGCGGACCCUCGGGCCUGUCCCCAUCCCUCUGCCCUUCCCAGACCUCUGUCCUUCCACUAAUCGCCUCCCGCAGCACCGAGCCGCCACUCCCAGUCCCCCGAGUCCCUGCCGCGCCCCCUCGCGCCUGUCCACAUCCCUCUGCCCAUCCGAGACCUCUGUCCUUACACCACUAG